This is a messenger RNA of Rangifer tarandus platyrhynchus (Svalbard reindeer), 630 nucleotides long. Lineage: Eukaryota; Metazoa; Chordata; Mammalia; Artiodactyla; Cervidae. The record is from the annotation of a GenBank genome assembly.
AUGACUUGGCGGUCUCAAGAGGACGGCCCCGCACAGCACACCCCGCCUGACCUGAGUCUCCCACCCGCAUGGCCACACUGCCAUCCUAAGCAGGGCCUGUUCCAAGAGGGAACUGGAGGGUCAGGGACAAGGGGCAGCCAGGAGCAGAUGAGGUGGUCUGACAGGGCGGCCCGAGCAGGCUGGGGGCCUUUGCUGAAGCUGCUUGGUGAGGCGGUGUGGAGGCAAGUUUGCCCCCGGAAACCUGACACCAGGGCACAAACACUGGAGAUAAGCUGUGCUGAGCCCUGCGGCCUCACCCAGCUCCCCAGGACAGAGACCCGGCACAGGCCCUGCAAGGGGCUCUGCCAGGGGACCGUGCCACCCACCCAGGCUCCUGUAAAGCCCACAGCGGCCGCGCUCCAAGGUGAGGAGCUGGAGGGGACCCCCGGCCCUGGCCCAGGACUGACCGCCCCGCAGAGCUGGCCCAGAGCACCUGCUCCUUGGAGUCUGUCUGCCACCCCUUCUCAGCGGACACCCGUGUCUGGAGCUGGUGGAGAGGGUGGUCUCGGGAAGGACGCAGUCACCGUGAGCUCAGCCCACUUACCGGCUGAGGCUUCUCAGAGGAGCUGGGAGUGUCAGAACUGCUUCUGA